Molecule: messenger RNA, 434 nt
Organism: Nicrophorus vespilloides
Lineage: Eukaryota; Metazoa; Arthropoda; Insecta; Coleoptera; Silphidae
Exons: 2
Coding region: 1-408 (135 amino acids)
Biological process (GO): sensory perception of smell
Molecular function (GO): odorant binding
Source: RefSeq, a predicted model, not a curated record
AUGAAAUCAUCGUGUUACGCUUUACUUUUGCUCAGUUUAGUCGUGUUUGCUCAGGCUGAAAUCAGCGAAGAGAAAUUAAUCAAAUACAAGAUGCAAUGUUUGACUUAUUCGAGGGUUUCGAUUGAGGCAGUCAAUGAAAUGAAGAUGGGCGUUUUCUCGGAUGAGGCAAAGCUGAAGGAAUUCUUGUUUUGCGUUGCGAAGAAGACUGGGUUUAUGAAUAAGGAUGGACAAUACGAGGUGGACAGAAUUCGAUCGGUAAUCGAGGAAACUCGAGGGAUGGGAGGUGCGGAAAUCUUUGUUUCCGGUUGUCUUAAAGAGCCAAAAGAAUCCGGUCCGGAGACGAGCUUUGAGCUGGCAAAAUGUCUCUUCGAAAAAUCCAAAGGUUACAUCUCAUUAAUCUCAGUAUAAAUCGCAAUAUUUGCAUUGAAAAAUCU